AUGGCUCAUCGUGAAACUGAGCUGUUGUUCCACAGCGACACUAACACGCCACGAAAUUCUUCCGAGAGCACAACGAUAGAGGUCUAUAAAGAAGAAAAGCGAUUAGGUGCCAACAAUCAGCAUCAAUCGAAUUUAUCCAAGCUUUGGACAUUUUCAAUACUUUCCCUGGCAGUCUAUAGUGUAGUGGUAACUGUCCUUUUGCUACGCGUUGAGCUUGCGUCACGGAGGAUCUCCUGCCAGCCAUGGAGGGCUUCUGACCUAGAAGCUGCCCAUUCUGCUAUCGAUGUUGUCGAGAAGAAGUUCACAACGGGAAUUCGAUCAUUCCAAAAUGGGACCUUGUAUCGCAGUUACGAUCCUAGCGAGCCGACCUUCGUGGGCCCUCCUUCCCCAGAGAUCGAUGCUAAUUGGGACAAUAUCGUCAAUCUAGAUACACAAGCGUUCUACGUCAUGCCUGAGGAGGCUACAUCGCUUCCUGGGCAACCUUACCGGUUCAACAGGUCCGGUGUUUAUGAAGUAGAGUAG
Aaosphaeria arxii CBS 175.79 is the source of this 522-nucleotide messenger RNA. RefSeq lists its product as uncharacterized. The record is from RefSeq and is a predicted model, not a curated record. Gene Ontology annotation, biological process: mycotoxin biosynthetic process. Lineage: Eukaryota; Fungi; Ascomycota; Dothideomycetes; Pleosporales. The coding region runs from base 1 to 522 and encodes 173 amino acids. The transcript has 3 exons.